Messenger RNA from Homarus americanus (American lobster), 2376 nucleotides. Its product is annotated as solute carrier family 13 member 5-like. The record is from RefSeq and is a predicted model, not a curated record. Gene Ontology annotation, molecular function: succinate transmembrane transporter activity; citrate transmembrane transporter activity. Bases 207 to 2249 code for a protein of 680 amino acids. Gene Ontology annotation, cellular component: membrane. Gene Ontology annotation, biological process: monoatomic anion transmembrane transport; citrate transport. Lineage: Eukaryota; Metazoa; Arthropoda; Malacostraca; Decapoda; Nephropidae. The transcript is spliced from 13 exons.
ACCCGGGAGUAACCGUACUCAGUUGACGUGUCUUGACGAUUCGUAGUACUAAUACAGUCAGUUUGCCUGUCGUUGUGGUAGAGUGAGGAGAAACUAAAUUAAUAUUCGAGAAAUGCCCCAAUAGUUAAAAUAAAAAACACCUAGAUUUGACUUCAUAGAAAUUGUGAGGCUGUAAGGAAGGGCAUCAGCCUAGUGAGUGACUGACCAUGCUGAUAAACUUACCAACGGUAGUACGAUACUGGAGGACCGUGGUGGUGGUGCUCACGCCACUCAUAUUCUGCUUCAUCCCUUUGGUCUGGAAUAUAACGGCAGCAAGAUGUGGGUACGUGAUCACUAUUAUGGCAGUAUACUGGAUGACGGAGGCGCUGCCACUGGCUAUUACAGCGCUCAUCCCAGUGUUCGCCUUCCCUCUGCUAGGAAUUCUUUCCACCGGAUCUGUCUGCAUUGUCUACAUGAAGGAAACUAACAUGAUGUUCCUGGGUGGCCUAACAGUUGCUAUCGCUGUCGAGCAUUGUAACCUGCACAGGCGCAUUGCUCUCGGAGUUAUUCUCUUAGUUGGUCAGUCUCCACGCAGAUUAAUGGCAGGAUUCAUGCUGACUACAAUGUUUUUGUCUAUGUGGAUCUCCAACACAGCCACCACAGCCAUGAUGGUGCCCAUAGUGGAUGCCAUUUUGACAGAGUUGUACUCGACCCAUGAUGGAGGGGAGACUGGCACAGAUGGUAUGGACCUGAGUGUAUAUCCUCCUCACCAGAGUCAGUUGGAGCUGGUCAACAAUAGUGAACCGGUCUCCAGCGUACAUCCUGGCAGCGAGUGCAAGAAUGGAAAACUGGAAAAAGUGAUUGAGGAUACAAAGGUUGAUCAGGAGGAUAAGAAGCCUGAAGGCCACACAGGCUUGACCCCCAUACCUCCCAACGAGGAGUGCCGUGCCCUCAGGGACAUGUGCUUCUUGGCCACUGCUUACUCGGCCAACCUGGGAGGCACUGGUUCACUCACAGGCACUGGGCCCAAUCUGGUGGUGAAGGGCGUUCUUGCCAGUACUGAGCAUGCUGGACAUGCACUGGAAUCAAUGAAUGGGAAGACUGAGAGAGCAGACUACAACCUUAAUGACCAAGAUACAGGAUUGGACAGAGAUCGUAAGAAGGAUCCUGUGGUCAGGAAUACACGGGUAAUGCUUUUAAUGUCAGUGAUGUAUGCUGCUAAUAUUGGAGGCACAGGAGUACUAACAGGAUCUGGAACCAACUUGGUACUCAAGGGAUUUUUGCAGAGUUCCUACAGCGAGCCCACUGGCCUCAACUUUCUGUCGUGGAUGGUGUUCAACAUUCCCGGGAUGUUGAUCUGUGUUUUUAUUGCCUGGAUAUGGCUACAGAUCUACUUCUCAGGAGCAUUAUGUUGUCGAAAGACGAAAGUGAUCCAAGAACCAACUAAUGAUCGGAAGGCUGCAGUGAAGAAGCUUGUGUUGUCAAAAUACCGUGAACUUGGUCCCAUGGCCUUCCAAGAGGUUGUGGUCUUGACACUCUUUAUCAUUCUAGUAUUACUCUGGCUCUUCAGAGCUCCAGAGUUUAUCCCUGGAUGGUCAGAUUUGUUUACGGAUGCUUUUGGGGUGAAAGUUGAUGAUGCAACACCAGCAAUCCUAAUAGUCUUUCUGCUGUUUGCUCUGCCAGCAAAGCUUAACUUCUGGUGCUUCAGGCAGCCUAAUGAUCCAGAGCCAGACCGUUCAGAUAAUAAUUCCUGCCUGACGUGGAAGGUAGUACAGGAGAAGAUCCCUUGGGGUGUGGUGCUGCUUCUAGGUGGUGGCUUUGCCAUGGCUGAAGGUGCCAAGGAGUCUGGUCUGUCACAGGUGCUGGGGGACUCAUUAAAAGGUUUAGAAAAUUUUAACAGUGUAACCAUCGUGUUGAUGACGACUUUUGCAACUGCCAUGCUAACAGAAGUAGCCUCUAACACUGCCACAGCUUCUAUACUGCUACCAGUCCUGAAUGAGGUGGCAUUGAACAUCAAUGUGAACCCUCUGUACCUGAUGCUGCCAGCUGCUAUUUGCUGCUCCUAUGCUUUCAUGCUACCAGUUGCCACACCUCCUAAUGCCAUAGUCUUUGGGGCUGCAGGCAUGCGUUCCAUUGAAAUGAUACUUGCAGGAGGCAUGAUGAACAUUCUCUGUGUCGUCGUCAUCAACAUUAUGAUCAACACUUACGGGGUCUACCUGUUUGAUCUCAACACAAUGCCUGCCUGGAUCAAUUCAACAACGAUUCCAUAACAACACAAUAUGACAAGAUGUGACCAAAUUACUGUAAUGAUGUGAUAUUAUAUUCUUAUUAUUAGAUUGUGAAAAAGUCACAUUGGAAUAUACUUGUUAUAAAACCUCAUUAAAAUAUACCUAAGAU